AUGACAAAUCAAACAUCAACUAUCAAGCAUGAAGGUUGGCUAACUAAAGAAGGUGGUGGAUUCAAAAGUUGGAAAAGAAGAUGGUUUAUUUUAAGAGGUGGAGACCUAUCUUAUUUUAAAUCCAAAGGUGAUCCAACUCCAUUAGGUGUAAUUCAUUUAAAUACAGUUGGACAUGUAAAGGUUUCGGAUAGAAAGAAAAAGAACAAUGGAUUCGAAGUACAAACACCAUCGAGAACCUUUUAUAUUAGUGCCGAUACAGACGAUGAACGUCACCGUUGGAUCGAUGUACUUUCACAUGAGCGUGAUCUCUUGAACAACGCAGACAAACCAAAGAAACCGGAAAAGGUUGGAGUUCACGACUUUGAUUUGUUGAAUUUGGUUGGAAAAGGUUCGUUUGGAAAGACCGAGGACAAACUCUACUUUAUUCUCGACUAUGUCAACGGUGGUGAACUCUUCUAUCAUUUGCAGCGCGAGAAGAAGUUUUCAGAGGAUCGUGUUCGUUACUAUGGUGCAGAGAUUGUUUUGGCACUGGAACAUCUCCACUUGUCCGGAGUGAUCUACCGUGAUCUCAAGCCAGAGAAUCUGCUACUCACCAACGAGGGUCACAUUUGUAUGACCGAUUUCGGUCUGUGCAAGGAGGGACUGAACUCGCCCAACGACAAAACCGUCACAUUCUGCGGAACGCCCGAGUAUCUCGCACCGGAAGUUCUACAGGGCAACGGCUAUGGAAAGCAGGUCGAUUGGUGGUCGUUCGGAUCGCUGCUCUUUGAGAUGUUGACUGGAUUGCCGCCAUUCUACAGUCAGGACGUCCAGGAGAUGUAUCGUAAGAUCAUGGGUGAGCGUCUCACCUUCCCAGCACACAUUUCACCUGAUGCUCGUUCACUCUUGGAGUUGCUACUCGAGCGUGACCCAGACAAGCGUUUAGCAGAUCCAAACAUCAUCAAGCGUCAUCCAUUCUUUAAAUCGAUCGACUGGGAGUUACUCUUCCAAAAGAAGAUCCCACCUCCAUUCAUCCCCAACGUCAAAGGAUCCGCCGACACCUCUCAGAUCGACCCAGUAUUCACCGAUGAAACACCAUCUUUGACAAUGGCUGGUGAAUGUGCACUAUUACCAACUCAACAAAAAGAUUUCGAAGGUUUUACAUAUGUUGCUGAAUCAGAACAUUUAAAAUAA
Molecule: messenger RNA, 1173 nt
Organism: Heterostelium album PN500
Lineage: Eukaryota; Evosea; Eumycetozoa; Acytosteliales; Acytosteliaceae
Gene: pkbA
Product: protein serine/threonine kinase
Exons: 4
Coding region: 1-1173 (390 amino acids)
Biological process (GO): protein phosphorylation
Molecular function (GO): ATP binding; protein serine/threonine kinase activity
Source: RefSeq, a predicted model, not a curated record